CAGAUACACGCAAUUACCGUUCCUAUUUUGUAUAUAGAGUAGAGAAACGAGAGAUAGAAAUGGUAUUUAAAAUGCAAAGUCACGCGCGAUACAUUUGUUCCAUCGCGUUCUAUAUGCGUUUCUACUCUGUCCUAUUCUUUUAACGUACGCGAAAGAUCGAAAUGUUUUAAGAUGCAAAGAUUUAGAUGGACGAAUUUGCACCGUUAAACGUAUCCUGAAAGAAAAGUUAGUCGCGAUUUUGGUUCUCUAUACUCAGUUUGAUCCGAAUCUUAUACGCGUCGCAAUAAAAUGCCAGGAUUUUUAUAGUUUUAUACAGGUUUGUUCCGCGUACGUUUAAAUUCGAUUUAAAAAAAACGUUCGAUACACGGAUAUCCCUUCUUUGAGUUAUCGCACGUGUAUCGGAUAUAAACGUUUACGUUUGAAAGGAUUUUUCAACAUAGAUAACUUCCGGAUAAAUUUGUAGGAUUGUACCGAAAAGGCAAUGAUAUUUUCGCAUCGUUUCGAAAUAGUUGGUAAUUCUCGAACAACAAGAUUCCUAUUUUCGAAGAUAUCAAAUUCCAAAACGAAAGAUCGAACGAGGCAAAAGGCAAACAACAACCUAUGAAACUCGGUUAACUCGAAACGAAACUCCCCACGAUUAUGCCAACCUUGCCGAAUGAAAGUUGUAUUUUCAAGUAAAACUCUAGCAUCGAGGUAUCUCGACAACAACACGAUAAUCUCCGCCAAACUCCCUUUUCUUUCCCACUUUCUACCGUUCUCCAAUCAAAUAUUCAUCAUUCGCGCCUCCACGCCUCCGCCACCCAAACACUCCCUCCUCGCUCGCUCGAUAAAAUUCCAACGUCCCCCUCCCCUCCUUCCCCUAACGAUAUUCCACGUUCGUGUUCUCGCUUAUAAACCUUCUUCCUCCGUAAGGCUAAUUUUCCACCGAACCAUCCCCCCAUUGUUCUCGAGUCGAAGAACACGAAAACGAUCGGUUUCACGCUCCUACCCAGGAGGUUAAUACAACAUUUCCGGCCAGGAAGGAUCAAAACACCGAUUAAUUCCGGCCAAUUUCGUAUUCUCGUUGCAUAUCAAACUCCGGUCGAUGUUCGCAAUAAACAGCACUUUAAUUCCCCCCUCUUUUUCCUCCCUCGUUUUCGCCUACUUCGAAACCGGCCCACUAAUCUCUAGAUCUGAUCCCGUGCAUACGUAAGAAACGGACGCCUCGUGCAACACCGCCAUUCCAACUCUGCACUCCGCGGAGAUCCAUCUAUCGAUCGAUGCGCCGAAGGAAAGGUUUCCAUUAAGCAAGGCGUACCAACCAAGGCGUGUUACUAGCUGUACGUACAACUGUUUCAUCAGCCCGGGUGGCGCAUAUAUCGGCGUACAUUGUGACUGGCCAAUUGCCGUCACGUAGAACCGAUCGAAAGGUGGGGACCAGCUACUUACUUACGUUACACGGUGACCCCCGUGUACGUGUGUACAUCUGGCUGGCCUGACCCGUGCAUCAACGCGCAUUAUAUUGGCAACGAAUCAAUAAUACCUACGCAUACGCGUUACGUUGCUUAUCACGUGCACGUCUUUGUGUCUGUGUAAAUUUACCAUGUGUGCACGUUAUAUUCGCGUAUUAUGUGAUACGUAGGAUGGUACAUGGGAAUCGAGUUUGGAAACCGGUGAAAAAUUUGGCUAAUUUCUGAUUGGAUAUAGGCGAAAUAUUGAUAGAAAUAUCGAGUCAUUUUAAACGCACGAAAAUAAACGAAAAAUAUAAAGUUUAUUAUCGUUUACCAGUUUUCGAGAAAACAAAAUAUGAAAAUUCGUCGAAUAUCUUACCACUUUUGUCCAAUUCCUUCUUUUUUUCUAAGUUUUAUCAAUUUCCAAAUUGAUAAUGAUUGAAAAUUAUUCCGAUCAAAAAUUAUCCAAAUGUUUUUUUCCAUAGAAGAUCGUUUUAAAACAAUUUUUCAAAAAAAAACGAAACUAUUCGAACGAAAAGAAAUAUCAAUUCCUCUGAUAUCGGCUCUUGCUCCUGUAUUCGCGUAUAUAUCUUAUAUAUAUAUAUAUGUAUAUAUAUAUUCUAUUUCUAUCACGACGCCGAUGUGAUAUCGCGUCGCAUCUGCACGGAAAUUUAUGCAAAGCAGCCCCGCUUGAAUGGGGAACCCUCGUGAGGGCGAGCAGGAGAAUGAACCCGAUUCUGUGACCCGCCGAUCCUCGGGAAACAAUAAAUCUCGGAUAACGAUUGGCAACGGAGAAGAGAAUCCUGGCCGGGAGUACUUUUCCCUCACUCUUCUCCAAAGGAGGACUCGAAACCUCGCAAGGAUGCGGGACCGGCUAUCGUGGUACAUGGUCUUUCUGAUCCUGCCGACAAUUCUUCUGGCCAGGUCGCUCGAUAAAGAAAAUUUUUUUUCAGAUCGACGCGUCCCGUACAGUAUACCGGCAGAUUGGAAGGCGUUGUGGUUCAGCAAUCUGGACGAUCUGCAAAGAGUGAACGAUGCGAACGACAACAACACCGUCUCGAACGUCACCGUGCAAUUGGGUGGGACAGCGUUUUUGCAUUGCAAAGUUCGCAAUUUGGCAGACAGAACGGUAUCCGACGCUGAGAUAUCCUGGAUACGGCGACGUGACUUCCAUGUGUUAACCAGCUCCACGUUCACGUACACGAACGACGAGCGGUUUCAAGUUUUGCAUCCCGAGGGCUCGGACGACUGGACUCUUCAGAUCAAAUACGUUCAGGACAGAGACAACGGGACCUACGAGUGUCAGGUCUCGAGGAGUACAGGGAUAUUAUCGCACUUUGUCAAUCUAAACAUAGUUAUACCAGAAGCGUUUAUAUUAGGGAGCGGCGAGCAUCACGUCGACGUAGGAUCCAUUAUAAAUCUCGUAUGCAUAAUAGAAAAGAGUCCAACACCGCCGCAAUAUGUUUUCUGGUAUCAUAAUAAUCGAAUGAUAAAUUACGACACUACGCGAGGCAGCAGCGUAACCGUACAAACCGAUUCGAGCUCGACUCAAAGUCGGCUGACGAUUCACCAAGCGGUUGAAUCGGACACAGGCAAUUAUACGUGCAGCGCCUCCAAUACCAAACCGGCAUCCAUCUAUGUCUUUGUCACAGAAGGUGACAAAAUGGCAGCCAUACAGCGCCGCAAGACGUCGGCCGCGAAGAAAAAUUUCUGUGAAUUGCUAGUACUAAUUGUCACAAUUGCGAUAGAGGUCGUUUUAACGCGAUAAGCGUUUCUCUUCGAUAUGUCCAUUAUUAUUAUCGUUACUUCCGUUUGUGAUAGAUAGGCUACUAUUUCUGCGAUUUUAAUCCCUCUUCUCUAUUCAUUCUCCUUCUUUCCCUUUUGAAAGCUGAACAUCGUCGUAUCCCAAUAUCUUAUUUCUCUCCACAUUUUUUAACACGAUCUUGGUCCAUUUCGUCUCUUUUAUAUAAUUUUCAAUUUCCAUGCCAUCGUUAUUCCCUUUAUCUCCCAUUCCUUCUUUCCAUACCUCUUUCAUUUCUUCCUUCCGUUCAAAUUAACCGCGUUCGUACAAUCUCGUUAAGUCUUGUCAACCCGUGUCAUCUUCACCCUGUAAUAUUUUCUUUUCGAUCGUCGAAACUGAAGCCGCCGGUGGCUUGAAUUUAUACGAGAUUUUCAUGGUGGAUCGUUCUUCUGCGUGUGUCCACGUGUUCUUUGACGCGCGGCUGAUAUUGUAGAGAAAAAAAAGGAAAAAAAAAGAUCUUCGUCGGUAAUCACAAUUUCUCUCUCUUUCUCUUUCGCUCCUCUCCCUUCUCCAUUCUCCAUCCCGAGUAGAAUUUGUUCGUUAAUUUGAAACUAAUAUCUUCCUUCCUGUCACGAAAGUAUUUUCGGGGAAACGAAACGAGAGAACUAGAACUCGAGAUGCAUACGCAAACGCUGUCUCAGUUUCAAUCAUCCAAGAAGAAUGAGAAUCAAUAAAGUGCAAUAAAAAUUUAUAAGUAUACGUGAUUAAAUAAAUAAAGAAAAAACGAACCGUUGUAAAACUUUUUUUUUCUUUUCUUCGAUACCUGAUACCGACUUUUUAUUAUCCAAACUACGUGAAAAGAAAAGGAAAAAAAAAGGGAAAAAAGAAGGAAAAAAGAAACGAAAUCUGUGAUCGUGUCAGUUUAUAUAUAUAUAAAAUAUACAUAUAUGUAUAACCGUUUUACAGAUUCGCUGUAAGAUUAUUUUUUCGAGCGAAAAAUUCCAAUUGAAGUCUUAUUAUUCGAUGGCCGACGGGCACACGUGUGGAUCUCUCGAGGAAAAUGGAAUGGAUUAACUGUAAUCGCGAUAUUUUUCGAAAAGCAAUACGAAUCCUUGCGUCACGUCGAUUUAACUUAAAAAAAAAAAAAAACGACGAUAGAAAUCCUCCCUGAUUCCGUUUCAAAUGUAUUCGUGCAGAGCAACACGUUUGCUACGUCGUGGCAGUUUUUGCGCGGCUCUCGUCGAAACAAACACGGACACGAAUUAAUCACGAGAGCGUAUUGAUGUAUUCAAAGUUUGAAAUUUCGACGGUUUUACGACGAGCAUCGAAACGAAUUCGCGGAACUGCAACGUACUUUCCCUUCGCCCCUCCGAUCCUCCUACCAUUCACACGCGUUUCCUCGUUGUUUGAUUAAUCAUCGCAAGAUGAUGUUUCGAUCCAAUUCUGUAUCCACCGCGAAUCUAGCCUAUCCUUUCUUGUAGUUUCAUAGGUGGAACAAUAUCGUAGAUCCGCGUAGAGAGAUCGAUAUUUCUUUCUACGUGUGAAUUUCUUAUCUUCCCUUCGCUCAAUCGAUAUCGUUAUUACACGAAACUGUAUAAAUUGUACGUGUAAACAUUGGAAGAUCGAUCAAACGAAAUUCUUUCUUAAAUAACUUACAUCGUUCUCGAGAUUUUCGUUUUUGUUUCGAGUUUCUACUUGAGACCGAGGCGUGAAUAACAGGUAUGCCGAUAUUGUUCCGAAUUUUCGUUUCAAUGUUGAAACCAUCGUCGAAAAUUUUGUACUUUCGAUACGAAUUUGACCCCGAGUUAUAGUCUCCGCAUAAAUGAUUGUACGACAUGUGUGUAUUUUUAAUUUGUCCUCCGUUUAAAAUAAGCCGAGGAUUAAAAAAUAUUAGUAACGAUGAAAAGAAACAGGUUUCUUUUUUUUUCCUCUACACAAUCAACUAUCUUAUAGGAAUUGUUGUACAUUUAUCGACAUUUCGUCUGCAUUUGAUAAUCAUUUGAAACGAUUUGUUUAACAUAUCGUGAGAAAAUAAAAAGUAAGUCCUUGUUUUCGAUUGAGGAAAGGGAACGGGAAGAGAGGAGAAUGGAAAAUAGAAGAGAAGUUAAAUGCGGACGAAAGGUUUAAAAAAAACAGGGAUCAAACGACAAAAAGUAUUAUAGACGUAAGAAAUGUAAAGGGAGAUGCGCUUGUGUAAAAUUCAGUAUAAGAAGCUGCCAUUAUCGUUCGACGUAGCAAAAUCUUCGGAUUGAUCGUUUCAUGAUAUUUUCGAUUUUACGAUUGUUCGAGAUAGAUCUGCGUAUUAGGUAUAUUAGAAAGCUCUGAAUUAUUACGUAUGUAUAACGAAGUUUUCUUAUUCCAAGUAACGAUUCCAUGUGAACAGGAUCGCGUGCGUGUCGCGUGACACUGCUAUCGAUUGAAUAGAGAAACGUAGAGAAUGAAAACGUGGGUGGGGGAGAGAGAGGGUCUAAGAAAAAAGAAAGGAGGGAGAGUGAAGUAUAAUAAAAGAAGCCAUGAGACACGAAACUUGAUUCGAUCGAUUCAUUUACUCGCUUCCUUGCUUUCACCGUUGUUUGACAUCGUCGUAAAAAUUGUGUUUGCGAAAAAACGAUAUUUUUAUCCGAUAAAAAUUUUUUCUGUACUUCCCUUAUGGUUUAAGAAAAUACACGUCCUUCGACGAUUGAGUAUCGAUAUAAUUAAAUAAGGAAGAAAAAUAGCCGAUCAGUAACUAUACAUUUAAUAACUCGGAUCACGAUUUACGAAAUUAAAUAAUAUUGAAAAAGAAACGAUAUUGUACGCGUUGAAAAAAAUGAAUAAACCUUGGAACACUCUUCGGUAAAACUUUUGUCUAGAGUCUCCUAGAGGAUAAACGAAUAAGAUAAAUGCAAGAGAAAGAGAGAGUGAGAAAAAGAUUUUAUUAAAAAAACUCUUGAUUGAUCUCUUUCGAAAUAAGUAACAAAUUUAAUAGAGAAUAUAAGAUCGAUAGGUUAUAAUAAAUGAUAAGACUUUAAUACACUCGAAACAAUUUGGAUCGUAAUUUUACGCGUGUCUGCGUGUAACGUGUCGAAUCUUGAGGCAUCGAUAGAUAUGUAUCUACCAUAGAAAAUCUCUAUGUAAUUUCACCACUAUGCGUAUAAUGAUGUUUUGUAACUUAUGUUUGCUGUGUAACGAAAAAGAAAAAAAAAAGGAAUCAACAUUUUAUCGGUUAUACCAAUAUCGAUCGUCUGAUCCUUUUUUUUUCGUAAUUUCGUAAUUUCGUAAUGUUUUGCGUAACUCGAGGAACAUAAGACACAAAAAUACACAAAUACACGAUACAAACGGUGAAUGAAAAAAAAAAAAAUACUUUCUUACGUUGAUCGACGUUUUCUUACGCCCGCCUUCUUACGAACAUUUGUGUCCUUUUAUUUCGAAUAUUUAUUCAUAAAUCCGUUGGAAUCGAAUUUUAAUAAAAUCCACAAUAUAAAACAUUGA
Messenger RNA from Apis cerana (Asiatic honeybee), 6642 nucleotides. RefSeq names its product defective proboscis extension response 12 (gene dpr12). Gene Ontology annotation, biological process: NAD+ metabolic process; NADP+ biosynthetic process; synapse organization. Gene Ontology annotation, cellular component: neuron projection membrane; mitochondrion. NCBI's taxonomy places the organism in Eukaryota, Metazoa, Arthropoda, Insecta, Hymenoptera, Apidae. Gene Ontology annotation, molecular function: NAD+ kinase activity. The record is from RefSeq and is a predicted model, not a curated record.